CCUUGAAAACAUAACCUCAAAAAAUUGUUCAUGUGAGUUUUGUUGUGAUUUCGGUGUGAGGAUGGAAAAGAGCAAAAAAGACGAGAAAAUGGGCAAGGAUUCAGCGAAAGAGAGUGAAAUAUGGAAGGAUCCGAGAUUCAGUCAUCUGGUCAAUGAUCCACGCUUCAAAAACAUCUCGGAAUCACGGAGAAAAGUGAAGAUUGAUCGACGCUUCCAGUCCAUGUUUAAGGAUCCCAAAUUCUCCCUGAAAUACACUGUGGACAAGUAUGGGAGACGCGUAGAGAAGGAUCAGAGUGAUGCAUUGAAGAAGUACUAUGCUCUGAGUGAUGAUGAAGAGGAAGAUGAGAAGGCGCAGGAGGCAAAAGAAGAGAGCGGCGAAGAAGAUUCUUCUGAUGAUGAAAAUGAUGACUUGGAAGUCGGUGAGAAGAUUGAUAAGAAGAUGAAGAAGCGCCUCAAGGAUCUGGAGGUUGACUAUGCACGCGGGGAAGCCAAUAUUCUCACUGAUAGCUCAUCAGAUGAUGAAAGUUCCGAGGAUGAUGAGGAGGAAGUUACCUUUGAUCAUGUCUGGGGUGAAUUGGACAAUGAUGCUCCACGCACGGAUGAGUCUACGAGGAGAAUUGCAGCGUGCAAUAUGGAUUGGGAUAAAAUGAGGGCUGUUGACAUUAUGGUGCUCUGCAAUUCCUUCCUUCCGGAGGGUGGAAGGAUUGAGAAAGUUUCCAUUUAUCCAUCGGAAUUUGGGAAGGAAAGAAUGCGAGAGGAGGAUAUGAAAGGCCCCGCGGAAUUGCUGGCAGAAAAUUGGGAAGAUACAGAGGAUGGUGCUGUUGUGAAGGAUUCCAAGGAGAGAGAUUUGGAGGGAGAUUCGUACCACAUGGAAAAAUUGAGGCAAUACCAGCUAAAUCGGCUGAAAUAUUUCUAUGCUGUGAUUGAGUGCGACAGCGUCCGGACAGCUGAUGCUCUGUACGCUGAAUGCGAUGGUCUGGAGUAUGAAAGUUCAGCCACAAGGAUGGAUCUUCGUUUCAUUCCGGACGACAUGGAUUUUGACGAUGAACCACAUGAUGUUUGCAGCAAAUUGCCCAAUCUGCAGGAAUACAAACCAAGGCUCUUUGAAACGUCAGCUCUGCAGAAAUCCAAGGUGAACCUAACAUGGGAUGACACGUCCGUAGAAAGGAAGGAGUUUAAUGAGAAAAUUGCUCAAGGACGCCUUAAGGAAGUCUCUCAGGAAGAUCUGAAGCGUUUUAUCACGUACAGCAGCGAAGAAGAAGAUGACGAAGACACUGAAGCUCCUUCUCAGAAGGCGGAUGAGCUCAAUGAGGAGUCAGGAAGUGAUGAAUCUGAGGGAGAAGAAAGUCAGAAAGCUUCCAUUGAAAAGUACAAACUUCUCCUGAGUGAGAUUAAUGAGCAAGAGAAGAGGAAGAAGGAGGAUAAAAUCGAAAGGGAGCUCUCCUGGGGUGUUAUGGUGGGCAAAGAUGAUGACCAGGAGGAUGCAGAUGAAUCUUCAGGUGAUAACAACCCAUCCCUGACACCAUUUGAGCGUCUAGUUGAGAAGAAGAAGCAAAAACAAAAGAAACGUCGUGAAGAGAUUAAGAAAAAGCUCAAAGGUGGGGAAUCUGAGGAUGAGAGUUCCGAAGAUGACAUCCCCGAUGGUAUUGACAUGAAUGACCCAUACUUCGCUGAAGAAUUUGCCAAUGGGAACUUUGCACCGCCAAAGAAUACCAAAAAGGCCCAGAAGGAGCGAAAGGAACGCCUGGCUGAGGAGAAAGCCGCCCAGGAAGAGGAGGAAAAGCAAAAUGCAGAGCUGGCUCUACUGCUGGAUGAUCAGGAAGAGGGAAAAUCCCAUUUUAGCUUGAAGAAAAUUCAAAAUGCCGAAAUGGAGACAAAAAAGCGCAAAAGGAAGAAGUUGCUGAAGAAGUCCAAGGCGGAAAUUGCCGAAGCAAAGGCCAAGAAGGCACAAGAAGAUGAUUUCCAGAUUAAUGUGAAUGAUGAGCGUUUCUCAGCUGUCUUCUCGUCGCAUUUCUUCAAUAUUGAUCCCACAGAUCCGAGUUUCAAGAAGACAAAAGCCAUGGAUAAGCUAAUUGAGGAGAAGCUUAAGAGAAAGCAGGAACCUGGCAAAUUCCCGGAUGAAGAACAAUCCGCGAAGAGGAGCAAAAAGGAUGCUGAAGUGUCCGUUCUGGUGAAGAGCAUAAAGAGGAAAGUUAAGAAUAAAUGAGAAAAUAUUUCUUUUUGAGAAAAUAAAGUUUUUUUUUGUAAAGAAAAAA
Messenger RNA from Lutzomyia longipalpis, 2255 nucleotides. RefSeq names its product ESF1 homolog. Lineage: Eukaryota; Metazoa; Arthropoda; Insecta; Diptera; Psychodidae. Gene Ontology annotation, cellular component: nucleus. Gene Ontology annotation, biological process: rRNA processing. The record is from RefSeq and is a predicted model, not a curated record. Gene Ontology annotation, molecular function: RNA binding. The transcript has a single exon. Bases 62 to 2206 code for a protein of 714 amino acids.